Molecule: messenger RNA, 3321 nt
Organism: Notolabrus celidotus (New Zealand spotty)
Lineage: Eukaryota; Metazoa; Chordata; Actinopteri; Labriformes; Labridae
Exons: 1
Coding region: 1-1491 (496 amino acids)
Source: RefSeq, a predicted model, not a curated record
AUGGUAGUUUGGCUCCCAAAAGUGACGCAUGUGUUUAGGAAUCUGCAAUCGGCUCUCCGAGAGCCGGAGGUCGUAGACGUACUCUUGGCUAGGGAAGUCGAGAAGGGCUACAUGCUUGGUCCUUUUUCGAACUCCCCCUUUUCUGUCUUCCGGAUAAGUCCCAUCGGCGUAGCUACCAGGAAGUAUUCUCGUAAGAAACGCCUUAUUGUAGAUCUGUCCGCCCCUCGCAAUUCGUCUGUCCCGAGCAUAAACAGUUUGAUUCCUCCGGAGCCCUUUUCCUUAUCCUACGCUACCGUCGAUAAUGCAGUGACGAUGAUUCGGACGGCGGGUGUGGGCGCUUGGCUGGGCAAGGCAGACAUUACUGAUGCUUUCAAAGUGCUGCCACUUCACCCGUCCCAGUGGCACCUCUUUGGAGUCAAAUGGCGGUCUCGGUUCUAUUUUUCGGUUAAGCUGACUUUCGGCUGCCGUAGUAGUCCUCAUAUAUUCGACACCCUGUCGGAGGCGUUGUGCUGUAUUCUCUAUAACGGCUGCAGGUUGCCUUUCGUGUUGCAUCUCUUGGAUGAUUUUCUGGUGGUGGAUUUUCCUUCUUCUCCUCCGGCUCGUAGCAUCUCUUUGUUGAAAGACCUUUUCCGGGAGUUGGGUGUCCCUCUCUCUCAGGAAAAGACCGUAGGCCCUUCCACUCGCUUGGAGUUUCUCGGCAUCACUCUUGAUAGCGUGCUCAUGCAGGCUUCCCUGCCUCUUGACAAGUUGUCUCGCAUUAGAGAGGCUCUUAGCUCCUAUUCCUCUGCUGCUGGUGUUACGAAACGUGGUUUGUUGUCCCUGCUAGGUCACCUGAAUUUUGCUAUGCGUAUUAUACCUCAUGGUAGGUCUUUUGUGUCCCACUUGCUGACUCUGGCUAAUUCUGUUGUGGAUUUGUCCGAUCUGGUCGUAUUGGAUGAGGGCUGCCGUUCGGAUCUUCGCUUUUGGUCCGUGUUGUGUAACGAGUGGAAUGGCAUUUCCUUUUUCUAUAAUGAUUUUGUUGAGUCCUCCGAUUCCCUCCGUUUUUUCACUGAUGCAGCCCCUUCUGUUGGUUUUGGGGGGUUUUACAACAAUGAGUGGUUCGCGGACAAAUGGCCCUUAGAGAUUCAGGCUCUCACUGAGUCCAAAUCAACAGCUCUCUUUGAGCUUUACCCCGUCGUCGUUGCUUGCCAGCUGUGGGGCCCCAGUUGGACAAGAAAACAAAUCGUGGUGUUUUGCGACAAUUCUGCGACGGUAGAAAUCAUCAAUAAAGGCCGCUCCAAAAUACCGAUAAUAAACAGCCUCAUGCGUCGUCUCACCUGGCUGUGUGUUCUGAAUAAUUUUAUUCUGCGGGCAGCCUUUAUUCCAGGUCACGAGAACCGCGUAGCUGAUGCCCUGUCUCGUUUUAAAUUCCAGGAGUUCAGAGACCUGUGUCCCCAGGCCAAGCCACACAGCAUUUCCUGCCCGCCGUUCAAUCAGAUGAUCCUGGAUUGAGCGCUUCUAAGACCCUGCAAGAUCUUUUGCACUCAGCCUCAAAAUACAUGAGAGUUGGCCUAGCGAAAAGUACCAUUAAAGCCUAUGAUUCUUCCUGGUUUUUCUUCACUUCUUUCUGCGCCAGCCUUUUCCUCAAUCCUCUUCCGGUUGACAUCUCCGUAGUUUGUGGCUUCAUCGUAUUCUCAUUUGAAUCUCGGCAUCUGCAAAUGCAGAGCAUCAAAGCGAUGUUGGCAGGAAUUCAAUUUCACAUGCGUUGUGCUGAUCCAGCUUCCCAAAGCCUUCUUGGGAAUCCUGCUGUCAAGCUACUGCUCAACGGCUUAAAAAAGGCACGUCCAUCAGGCAAUGAUAAAAGGUUACCUCUCACACUCACUAAGGUGCAUCAGUUGGUGUCUAGGUUAAGGCAAGGUCUCUUUUCACCAUACAUCGAUACCAUGCUGGAAGCAGUUCUCCUAAUGGCUUUUUACGGGUUUCUAAGGUGUGGUGAAUAUACUACAAGAUCCCUGUUAUUUAAUCCUCAGCAGGAUCUCACAACUGAUGAUUUAACCAUGGAAGAGCACAUGUAUUCUUUGUUUCUUAAACACUCUAAGACUGACAGAACUAGACAAGGUACUCAGAUCUUUAUUGCCAAGACUAACUCUGUGUUUUGUCCCUUUUCUUCUAUGACGAAAUUCCUGCAUCGUCGGCCCCCAACUACUGGGCCAGCCCCAUUGUUUGUCCUCGAGGGUUUCAAACCUAUGUCAAGAUCCUGGUUCUCCUCCAAGCUGCGCGAUCUUUGCCGGAGCUGUGGUCUGCUUCAGGAUCACUAUUCUCCUCACUCCCUGAGAUCGACGUCGCCACAACUGCAGCUCUUCUCCUCCCUGCAUCGACCCUGAAAUCCCUUGGGCGAUGGUCAUCAUCCGCUUACCAAAGAUACGUCAGACUUCAUAAGAGAGAGAUUCUGGCAGCACAAAAGCUUAUGAGCUCUAGCAACCCUUAAAUCAAAAUAAAUCUACGAAUUGCCUUGCUGAGUUAUCGUUGCAUAUCGGGUGGUUGCUGGGGGUUUAAAAUAACUGCAAGUUACUGCAGUAACCUUAUUAGUUGUCUAGCAGGACCUCGGUGUUCGUGAAUGACCGGGAGUGAUGCUACCCAGGUUUAAACGUAAUAGUCACUAGGUAGUAUGUUUCUCAUAGAACCAAGGUGCUCUAUGGAAAUGGCCUGAAGGUGAGGCAUACCCAGGUCUACACAUAAUAGUCACUAGGUAGUGUGUUUCUCAUGUAGCCGCGGUGCUCCAUGGAAAUGGCCUGAAGGUGAGGCAUACCCAGGUCUACACAUAAUAGUCACUAGGUAGUGUGUUUCUCAUGGAGCCGCGGUGCUCCAUGGAAAUGGCCUGAAGGUGAGGCAUACCCAGGUCUACACAUAAUAGUCACUAGGUAGUGUGUUUCUCAUGGAGCCGCGGUGCUCCAUGGAAAUGGCCUGAAGGUGAGGCAUACCCAGGUCUACACAUAAUAGUCACUAGGUAGUGUGUUUCUCAUGGAGCUGCGGUGCUCUAUGGAAAUGGCCUGAAGGUGAGGCAUACCCAGGUCUACACAUAAUAGUCACUAGGUAGUAUGUUUCUCAUGGAGCCGCGGUGCUCUAUGGAAAUGGCCUGAAGGUGAGGCAUACCCAGGUCUACACAUAAUAGUCACUAGGUAGUGUGUUUCUCAUGGAGCCGCGGUGCUCCAUGGAAAUGGCCUGAAGGUGAGGCAUACCCAGGUCUACACAUAAUAGUCACUAGGUAGUGUGUUUCUCAUGGAGCUGCGGUGCUCUAUGGAAAUGGCCUGAAGGUGAGGCAUACCCAGGUCUACACAUAAU